Messenger RNA from Fusarium poae, 1176 nucleotides. RefSeq lists its product as uncharacterized. The transcript is spliced from 4 exons. The record is from RefSeq and is a predicted model, not a curated record. Bases 1 to 1176 code for a protein of 391 amino acids. NCBI's taxonomy places the organism in Eukaryota, Fungi, Ascomycota, Sordariomycetes, Hypocreales, Nectriaceae.
AUGGUGGAGUACGAGUCAAAUCAGUUUUCUCCCAUUACUUCAGAUGACCAUGCUGGGAAUCUGUGGAUACUGACCAUUCUGUCACUUAUCUACGCGCUGCAUGUGGCUGUGGCGAGAAUAUACAUUAAAUACCGCAUGUUUGGGGUAGAUGAUGUGUUGUACGGCGUGGCGUUUGUUCUUCACAUAGGGCAGUGUGUGUCCAUGUUUGUGGGUUUACAACAUGGUCUUGGCAAAAAGAACCACAUCACGACACCUGAGCAAUGGGCCGUCUCGUCAAAGUGUCUCGUCGCGUCGACCAUAUUCUUCAUUAUGACAUUGACUUUUGCAAAAUGCUCGGUCCUUGCUCUUAUCCGACGUAUCAUCGACUGCAGACCCGGUAAGAGCGAGCCAUUUUGCAUCGCACUCAUAGUCAUUACCGUUAUAUGGGGCGUCGCGUCAAGCAUUUCGUUCCUUAUCAACUGCGAUCCCACCAGCGUCUUGACUGUGCAUAACCUCGAACGAUGUCCACACCAGAGAGGCCGUUGGCUGUCCAUCGCAUCACUCGAUAUAGUAACGGAACUAUUGACACUCGCCCUCAUCGUCCAAUUAGUAUGGUCAGUCAACAUUGGCCACAGUCGAAAGUGGCAAGUUGUCGCCGCCUUUUCAUUUCGACUACCUCUCAUCGGUCUGGCGGCUGUUCAUGUGGCAUGUGCGAACAGAUACCCGCUCGCCGAUGAACCUCAAUUCGCGGUUACCAAAACCCUCAUGUGGCAACAGAUAAUGGUUUCAUGGUCUCUACUGUCUGCUACCUCGCCUAAUCUCAAGAGUUUCAUGGCUUCUUUCAACAUCGGCUGGGGCUUCCCUAUCGCUUUCGACGAGACAAAUCCCGAUCCAUCGAACUCAAUCGCGCUUCAAGAGUUGGGCAAGAUCAAUUGUCCAGCCAUUACUACAUCGACAGUAUCAUCUGUUGCUUCGUCCGCAAGCACUGGGCGGCCAUGUAACUGGAGGCCUGAUGUGAUUGCGCAUCAAGCAACAAUAACACACGAGAGUGAAAGGACUAGUCUCGAUGACAUAACUGAGGAGGAAAUCUCUCGGACGGGUAGUCACGAGAUGAUUAUCAACAAAGAAGUGACAUGGAAUGUCACCUACGAAGACAAAAGGCGUUCAACUGGAAUCUCAGUCCCCUCCCAGUCUUGA